This is a messenger RNA of Symbiodinium sp. CCMP2456, 469 nucleotides long. The record is from the annotation of a GenBank genome assembly. NCBI's taxonomy places the organism in Eukaryota, Dinophyceae, Suessiales, Symbiodiniaceae.
AUGCGGCCGGAACGAUUUCACUCCUUCUCCAGUGCGCUGGUGAACGUGAGCACUACGACUGAGCUCCCACAGCUUGCUGAUGUCAACUUCGAAAGGCCCAAGUUUCAUCAGGCCGUCCCGUUCUGGUUCUGGAUAGUUGGCGCGCUGGGGGCACUCCUACUGCUGCUCUACAAGACGGUUCAGCUUCUCCGCUCGGGAAGGUCCAGCCGCAGCUUCGAGCUGGACUUCACUUUGGCUCUCCGAUCAGGUGUCAUGUUUCUUGUGAUGCUGUUUCCGCUGACGCAGCCGGCCCUGCGCAAUGUCAACGAGAACAUCCAGAUUGUGUAUGUCUGGCUGCCGCUUUGGUAUAUCAGUUCUAUCAGGAAGAGCAUCGGCGAGUGGAUCCAGAUUUGCGUCGAUGCUACAACUGGAACAUUGCUCGCUAUGGGAGCAACAUGGCUGCUGAAUGCAGCAAUGCCCGGUGGUGGAG